AUGUCCUCAUUGAAAGCGAUUGACAAGAAAGUUGCAACUAAAAAACAAGUAUACAAACCAAUCCUAUCCAGUCCUUACGUCAAUGACUUACAUAGUUGGCCGCAUGUGAACGAACAGCCGUUUGUUGUUGAACUUUUCAAAUCCACUAUUUUAAAUAAGUGCAUUCAUCUGAGCAAUGUUGAUAUGAAAGAUUGGCCAUGGACGAUUGAAGUAGAUUAUAAUAAGAUAGUUUCUUUAUUGUCUUCAAACACUGGUCAGAGGCCUUUGGCAUUUUUCCUCUUUGUGUGUAAUAAAGACACCAAAUAUAUACCAUCUAUUAUAUUACAACAUAUCCCUGCACUAUGCUAUCUAUCUCCGCAUGAAGUAACAAUUAUACAAUUACCAGCAGGCUCCUUUGAAAUGAUCAAAAAGCACGGUAUAAACAUCCAACAUGGUCUUUUAUUAUUGUAUGUCAAUGAUCAAUUGGAUGAUAAAUUUGUAUCUGCUAUAAAGGAGAGAGUGGAGAAUGUAUCACAACCUUGGCUAGACGAUUUGACCAGAUACAGAUCUACUCAAUUGGAUCUUUUGAAGACGACCCAACCAUUACGCUGA
Molecule: messenger RNA, 591 nt
Organism: Arxiozyma heterogenica
Lineage: Eukaryota; Fungi; Ascomycota; Saccharomycetes; Saccharomycetales; Saccharomycetaceae
Gene: POP3
Product: Pop3p
Exons: 1
Coding region: 1-591 (196 amino acids)
Biological process (GO): tRNA processing; rRNA processing; intronic box C/D snoRNA processing
Cellular component (GO): ribonuclease MRP complex; cytosol; nucleolar ribonuclease P complex
Molecular function (GO): ribonuclease MRP activity; ribonuclease P activity
Source: RefSeq, a predicted model, not a curated record